Macrosteles quadrilineatus (aster leafhopper) is the source of this 3639-nucleotide messenger RNA. RefSeq names its product longitudinals lacking protein, isoforms H/M/V-like. Gene Ontology annotation, cellular component: nucleus. Gene Ontology annotation, molecular function: protein binding. Gene Ontology annotation, biological process: regulation of transcription by RNA polymerase II. The transcript has 9 exons. The record is from RefSeq and is a predicted model, not a curated record. Lineage: Eukaryota; Metazoa; Arthropoda; Insecta; Hemiptera; Cicadellidae. Bases 224 to 1585 code for a protein of 453 amino acids.
CUAUAAAUAAAGUGCGAGAAUUACAAGGAACUACAGUACAGUUUAAUCAAUUUAGUGUAAACAAUAUGAAUUUGUGGAAUAAAAACUAAUUUAACAGUCUAAUGGUUGAACUAUUCGAAAUAAAGUUCUAAAAAGAACGGUAUAUCUAGUGGUUAGAUUUUCGUAGAAACUAUCAUCCCCUGUGAAAAUUUAAAAGUCAAGGUCCAUCAAAUAGGACUUAGACAUGGCUGUUCAACAAUAUUGUUUACGUUGGAACAAUCACCAACCCAACUUCAUAUCAAUGUUUACAAGUCUGCUGAACAGCGAGUCGCUGGUUGACGUCACGUUGGCAGCCGAAGGAAAACACAUACAAGCACAUAAAGUAGUUCUCUCGGCUUGUAGUUCUUAUUUUCAAUCUUUGUUUACCUUGAACCCUUGCCAGCACCCAAUUGUCAUAUUGAAGGAUAUCAAGUACACAGACCUAAAAGUGAUGGUAGAUUUCAUGUAUUGUGGUGAAGUGAAUGUAUCUCAAGAACAGUUACCUGCUAUUCUGAAGACUGCCGAAACAUUGAAAGUAAAAGGCCUAGCGGAAAUGCCAGAGCAGAACAUUUCACUAAGUAAGUCAGUUAGUAUAUCAUCAGAUAAGAGCUGCGAUUCACCCUCAAUGCGCCGUAAACGACUGCGAAAGUCGUCAACUGGGUCAGGAUCUGGUUCUGGAUCGACGGAACACACCGGCACAGUGACAGGCGGCAGCGAAGAGACAGUGGGCAGUGUUGAGAUACCUAUUGUCAAAACAGAACCGGCAAGUGAGGGGGAACAUUCACUACGCAACGAACCAAGCACCGAGUCCGAACCAGGGUUUACGUCUCAAGAGAGCGUGGAAGAAGAAUCUCAACAAGUUAAUGAAAAGAGUAAGAGCGAAAAUAAUUCGUUGGAGACAGUCCACCAGUCGUCAACAGAGGAACAAACUCCGACACCAGCGAUGGGCUCCAAACGCGGUCGGCUGCUCAUACGGCAGAACAGGAUAAAGAAGGAUUGCGAGGGAGACGACAUAGUGAUGGUGGGGGGAUUGGCUGUUCCGAGAAUCAUUGAACGUCAGUGUUCGGAACCUGGGCCGUCCACUCCGCAGUCUUCGCCUAACCUGCUGACAGUACCUCAGCCCGCUUAUCUGGUGAAGCAGCACUCUAGUCCGCUAUUGUCCACACCUACGACCCCGCAGGUGCAGGUUCACCUAGCAGGCCCUGCUGAGCCCCCCGUCACUGCCUCCAUCCGAGUGAGAACUGACGAGUUACGGAGAGCUUCCUCUACACCUCAGAGUUCCACCAGUUCACUCCCUGAAGGCUCACGCUCAUGUCACUGUCCUGUCCUUCGGCCCGGCCCUGCGCUCGGUUGUAAUUUCUGUUGGAACACCAUCGAUGCCCACGGUCGAAUACUGCGACGCAAAACCAAGUACCACUGUCCCGAAUGUCAGACCAACUUGUGCAUUGUACCUUGCUUUCAGGAAUACCAUGAGAGACAUGGGGCCGGCUCCGGGCUAACAGAUUUGACCACCACUGCUACAGGAACGAUAGUUCCGACCAUUAUGAAAACUAGCUCAAUGGGUUGAGUCGUUUGUAUGGGAACAACGGAACAAUCUUGCGCUCAUUUGAUGGUUAAACUUCGGGUGUAGAGUUUGUCAAAUGGGGUUGGGAUUUGACAAAUGAAAAUAGAUUGUUGUUUUAACAAUAUAAACAUUAGCUCGGUACACUAAUAUGGUCGGUAGGCUAGUUUUUGUCAUCCUGUUGGAAACAAAAGUGGCAAAUUUAAUCAUUUGCAAUUCUGUAUUCUUUGCAUAGCUGCUUUAAUUUUGCAAACAAUAACGUAAGGUUAUAUUUAAAAAUUUUUGUCAUGUUAUUGACUUGUUUUUCUGUUUUAUUAAGUAUACCAAAGUGUUGGUAUAUCAUAACUGUAUAUUAUCACUAUGUUUCUUUUAUUAACGUUUGUUUUACUUUUUGAAUUGAAUUUAGAGACACAUACUCAAUUCAAUAAGCCUAAUAGAAAUUUUAAGUUUCUACUGUUGUCUUGAACAGUUUUGUUUUUACAAAGUUUUAACAAUAAUUUUUAGGAACAUUCACAGCUUGAGCAUUAAGGGAGUUUGAGGUUUUAUAAUAUCUUGUCGUUUUAACCAGCUGAUUUUAUUUGAGUUUAGCAGUGAAAUUUACCAUGGUAAAUUCUGUAUAUAUUAACUUUUACUUUGAAAAGGGCUUUGAUAACUUAACCAGACUAGAAAUAAAAAAAGAAAAUAAAAAUUAGUUGUAGGCCUGAUAAAAAUUAACUCGAAUGAAAUAGCGUACACAAAAGUGAUGUGUAAAACAGCUGUCUAUUUUCAUUCUGUUUUGGAAGUUAAGACUGUCAACAUCAGAACUAGUGAAGCUCGGAUACCAAGUUUCUUUCAUGUAACUCGUCAAGAGUUGAAAGUCAAUAGAGUUGUUAAAGUAUGAUGUUUAGUUUAUUGUAUGUUUAAGUAAAUGUUAAAGAGCUUUUAUUGUUAUGUAUGUAAAUAUAUGUAUAUGGAAUGACGCGAUGUACUCCUAUAUUUUUAGCAAAUGUAAUAUUCAAUCUCAUAUUGUACCUUUAUCUUCAAAAUAUUCUAUUUUCUUACAGAAAGUUUGCAUAUCAGUUAAAUGUAAGCAAUAGAUAAUAGGUUUAUUUUUAUGAGCUGUAUAUUUUACUAAUGUUUAUUGUUAGGUUCGGUAAAUUGUAAUUAUUCAGAUAUAGAUAAAAUUAUUAAGGAGCUUGACCAAAAUUUAAAGUUAACGUUUCAAAAUGAUAAAUUAGUAUAUCUAUAGAUUAUGGACAUUAGUAAUACAAUAACUGUUUGAACUCCAUAGGUUAUUUAGUGAUUCAGUUAUGCCAACUUAUAUCAUCUUCCCUCACAUUAAAAUUAGACAAGUUUUAGGGGACACACACAUCAAAGGUAUCUCAAAAUGUAGACAAAUUUCUGAUUUUAAGUGGAGAAUCCAUCAAGAUUUGAACCCUUGGUUUACGGUGCUGUCCCCAUCGCCUAAAAGAUAACUUAAACCGCUCGGCCAUUGAUCAAACAUUACAGUAUAUCACACUAAAAACAUCAGUAAACCAAUAGGCCAGCGUAGUAGUUGUAAACUUGAUUCCCACCUAGAUGCACAAAUGUCAAGUAUGGCUUAAAUAAGUCAUACUUGAAUUCAUAGUUAAGUGGAAGUUUGGUCAUUUAACUCUUUAAAUUAAGCCUUUGGAGUUCCAAGGGUUGAUUACUAAUCUAAUUUGACUAAUUAUGAUUAAAAACAUACCUUGUCAGACAAUCCUUGACAUGUAUUGUAGUGUCAAAAUUUACUUGUACAUGUUUCAGUGGUUCUUCAACUCCACUAUUGUCAGGCACACAAAAGGAUCCACUUCUUGAGGUGUGGUAAAAAUUGUUAGCUUACACACAUUUAACACAAACACAAAACGAUUAAAAGCGAAAACUGAUGGGCCUAUCAAUGUACACAAAUUUGGACAGGCAUAUCUGUUAUCGAUUUUAAUCGUGUGGUGUUUUGUGUUUGUGUUAAAUGUGUGGAACAAUUUUGACGACACCUCAAGAAAACAAUCCUUUUGUGUGCCCGACAACGGUGGAGUUGAAGAACCACCGAAACAUGUAGCAAAUAA